Molecule: messenger RNA, 4035 nt
Organism: Etheostoma spectabile (orangethroat darter)
Lineage: Eukaryota; Metazoa; Chordata; Actinopteri; Perciformes; Percidae
Product: rho GTPase-activating protein 6
Biological process (GO): signal transduction
Source: RefSeq, a predicted model, not a curated record
GGUGACCAGGGACUCCAGGCGCGGAUUUCAUAAUCUCCAGCAUGGUGACGCGCUGGGGACCUGCCGCUGCUGUGAAACGGUGCUGUUCCUUUGUAGCAGAGAUAUGAAUUUGAUAUGAUGAGAGUUUCUUAGCUUUUGUUUAAUCACAAGUUGACCAGCUAAAGGAGAUAUGUCCGCUCAAGGAUUGUUAAGCAGUGUUUUCUCGUGCUCGCUAAGCCCCAAAACUAUUUCCAAGCGGAGACUGAGGAAGACCAAGAGCUUGGACCCGGCGUUGAUGAGACAUCAUGGUAGCGCAUCUGAGGAAAUAUCUAAUAAGGGUGACUUCACCUGGAACAGCGUGUCAGGACGUACCAUUGGCCUGAAGCCCGUCCCUCUGCAAAGCUUAUCGGAGUUAGAGAGGGUUCAUCUUCAGCAUGUGGCCUUCAGGAGAUUGUUUCGGGAUCGCUAUCUGGGCUGCCACAUCACCAUUCCUAAAUAUGGCCACAAGCACAAAACAUCCCUUAUGCGGAAGUUGGAUUCCUUAUCAAAAGAAAAAAGUAAAGACAAAGAGACUACACCCCAGGCGUUUGGCAUACCGCUGUCGCAGGUCAUAUCCAAUGACCGCACACAAAGGCAGCGGAACGAUCCUCCGCGGGAGGAGCACAGUGACCCCACUGAAUUGAUGCUAUCCUUCCUCCACCUCAACUCCAGCUUCAAAAGGAGCAACAAGGAGUUCUCCAGCAGCAACUCAUCCCUUAGCUCCACAUCUGAGACCCCAAAUGAAUCACCUCAGCUCAUCACACCAGGCACAGCCCCACGAACACGCAGGAGGGGCGGAGUAUCUGUGGAUUGCAUCACUGAUCUUGAUGAUAACCAGUCUCGGCUUUUGGAGGCCCUUCAGCUCUCUCUGCCAGUAGAGGCAGUUGGAAACAGGAAGAAGCACCAUGACACAAAGCUCAGCCUUAACCCUAUUUACAGGCAGGUGCCCAGGAUUGUGGAUCUCUGCUGCCAGCACCUGGAAAAACACGGCCUGCAGACGGUUGGAAUUUUUCGUGUUGGUAGUUCCAAAAAGAGAGUUCGACAGCUUCGCCUGGAGUUUGACCAGGGAUGGGAGGUACAAUUGGAUGAGGAGCACAGUGUCCAUGAUGUAGCUGCAUUGCUUAAAGAGUUCCUCAGAGACAUGCCUGCCCCACUGCUAACAAGAGAACUCUACAUGGCCUUCAUCAACACAAUGUUGCUGGAUUAUUCAGAUCAAGAGAGCGCCAUCCAGCUCCUGAUAUUUCUGCUUCCUCCCUGUAACAGCGACACGCUUCAACGCCUCCUUUGCUUGUUGUCCACAGUAGCAGCACAUGCGAAAGAUGGCCUGGACACUGACGGACAGGCGAUCACAGGAAACAAGAUGACAUCACUCAAUUUAGCAACCAUCUUUGGACCCAACCUCUUACACAAGCAAAAAAACUCAGACAAAGAGUUUUCAGUCCAGAGUUUUGCCCGUGCAGAGGAGAGCACAGCCAUCAUCAGUGUGCUCCAAAGGAUGAUCAAUACGUAUGAUACACUAUUUAUGGUUCCUGCUGACCUGCAGCAUGAGGUUCUGAUGAGUGUGCAAGAAACUGAUCCUGAUGUUGUGGAUUACUUACUGCGACGGAAGGCCUCUCAGUACUCCGAGCCAGGCCCUAGAGCAGGGGAGUCCUUCUCUCUGACUAAGAGAUGCUUAUCCAAUGACUCCAUCAAAGUCUCUAGUGGAGAGGUGACUCCCUAUGACAACAACUCUCCCGUCCUGUCAGGUGGACUGCUGUGUAAUUUCCCAGCAGACAGCAGUUCUCUCUCAAACAGGGUGCCUAUACGUUCCGGGCAGUACAAUCUCAGCAGCCAUUGUCAAGAUGAAUCUGGCAGAACUUCUCCUACACUUUCUACAGACAAAGAGGCCUCAACUGAUAAUUUCUGGGACACCUGGCAUGAACUGCUCAGUAAGGAGUUUACUGGCCAUCGUAUCACUGGCUCCCUCGGAGACAUGUCGGAAUGUGAGUCGAAUGGCUCUUCAGAAGGGCAAAGCAGUCACCUAGGUAACGACAAGCUGCCCAUCAGUCCGACACAAACCUCAUUGGGCUUGCUGGAAAUCAGGCCACACCUCCCUGUAACUCGGAGCAGCAGUCUUCCUCGUGCCCAGAGAGGACAGAGACAACCUCAAUCAUUACAUCAGGGAUUGAGCAGCCAAUCAGGAGCCCUCAGCUUGGGCAACUUAGCAGAAAGGACAGGACACCCUGCAUGUUCAUUACUUAAGGUCGGAAUGGAUGGUUUGUCUCCCCUUCAGUACUCUGGACAGUUGAGGGAGACCCAUAUAUCUUACUCCACACCCUCCCUCUUCACGGAUCAGCCCAACCCCCAAACCCCACAGCAGGCCCAACAAAACCCUGCCCCCCUGACUGUAGAUAAUGCAAAUGCCUCUGGGCCUGGACAUGAAAAUGUCCCUGGUACACUGAACUGGCAGACAGAGAGGUGGCAUAUAUGGCAUAUACUGUCAAAAGAAAAUGCAGACGCCCUGCCUGAAACCUUAGUUUGAUGCACCCUUUUGACUAGGUUGAACUAUACUAAAGAUAACUUUUUCAGAAAAGGGUGCCAUGCUUCUGUCACGUUUCCAGUCGCUGAAAUGCUACUGCUCGUAUAUGCAGUACUAGUUAAUAUUUAUCGUUGAUAGACUGAUGGAACUUUGAAUCAACCACCAUCUUAGAUGAGUUAUUUUUUUGUAGAGGAGUUCAUUGUAUAGAAAUGAAUUGUGUUGUGUAUGUAAACAUGAUAUAACAUGUAGUUUGUACAUUAUUUUUUGUAGUUUAUUUGAAUGUUUUGUAGUUAUUAUGUAGUUAUUAUUCUUAAUUUGAAGCCAUGAAUGUGCUUUUAAUGCUGAAUAUAAAAAAUAUAGAUGUUUGUGCUGUAAUAUUGCUUCAAAUUUGUAGUACCUUGAUAUGUACUUUAGCUUCAAUAUUUCAGGCUCCAAUUAUAAUCUACUUACUUGUAGAAAUGCUGCAGACGAUGUCCAUAUUACCAUCCAUGCUGUGUAUGAACUGUCCAUUUCAUAUUCAUAUUUGCACCUUUAGGGUGGCCAUUGCGCAAAUGAUUUUAAGUACAUUGAGAUUCACUUAAGAGGAUUUGUUGUUGCCAUUACUUGUAAUUUUAGCCCAUGUUUUAGCUUUAUGUAAUGACCUAUAUUGUAGAUUAGUAUCCAUACUCUUUAAAAAAUGGCCACAGCUUACAAAUUAUAGUAUAUUAUCACGAAUGUAGAAAAUGAACGUAAAAGUAAGAAUGGUGCGUAUUGGACUCCUAUAGGAAGCCAUAUUUUCUAGUGCCAGGUAACAAUCUAACUUGUCAUUAAGGAACUAUCAUAAAGGUAAAAUCAAAGAGUGAAUUCAUUUUUAGUUUGUCUGAACUGUAGUUCAGAUGACAAUGAAUGCAUUACCUGAACUCUCCACAAGAGGGAAUCAUAAGACCAGGAAUUGGUUUUCUGUUUCAUUGUCUUCUCAAACCAGUAAUCCUUGUGUAUUGUGGGUAUACAGUGGGUUUUUAACAACUAUUGAACAGCUAUUAGUUCAGUUUAAUUCCUAUUAGACACCUUUUCCCACCAUGAUGGUGGUGGUGAUAACUAAUGUGUUAUGGACGAUGGCUAUAAAUUACACUUUGUUUUUAGGAUCUAAUUUUACACUAUUAUCUUGUAUUGCUACCAUUGAAGAGUACAUUUUAUUUCACCAACAGUCAUCUUGUUUUCUGUGGAUGAAAAUAAGACAUCUGAGCUUAGACAGUAACAUUUACCACUAAAAAACUUUCAGAGUACUAGAAUUGCGAGAAGUAUCCACAAUAAGUAUGCAAUUAUGCAAGAAAUGGCUACCAUUGACGUCUGGUACAGAUUAUGGAUCUGGGAAUGCAUAUUUGAAGAUACAAAAGGAUGUUUAGUUGCCUUAAUGUGAGGAAAUGACUGAGAUGUGUAAUUUCUUAGAUUGCGCUAUAAAUUUGUUUUUGACAGUAACUAAUCACGUUAUGGUUUGACAAUAAACGUCCUCGCCCUGA